AUGCUGAUAAGUUGGGAUGUUCUGGAAUGGGUGGUUGAACUAGUACAAGAGUUGUACAGGAUGUUUCUAGUUACAGGGAAUACGGAAUUUAGAAAUAGUCCAGUAGCUGUCUCGAUAUCCUCACAGUUAGACCAUGGACAUGUUAAUCCCAUUGCUAACGGAGAAUUCACAAUAUUUACCCCGCUGUCGCCACCACAUUUCAAUAAUAACAUUUUUCUUGCAACCGAUCAGAUAAAACACACUCGAACACUGGAAAGCGAUAGUGAAGAUGGUUUGAUAAAUUCAUGGUUCAGUUCAUCAGAGAAGGACUUUCCGAGAAUAAAAUUGAAGUAUAUCAGGGAACUUGGAAAGGGUUGGUUUGGAAAGGUUGUAGAAGGUGCAGCCCAAGACGUAAAUAAUGAGAGUAAUGCAUGGACGCCCGUUGUAGUUAGGAUAUUAGAUGCAAGUUCUAGUCAGAAGGAAAAAAUAUUAUUUUUACAAGAUGCAGCAAUUUAUAAAUGCGGUAGUCAUGGAAAUAUUUUGAAAUUGAUCGGAAGAUGUCUAGAUACAGUUCCGUAUUUGUUGCUGCAGGAAUACUGCCCCCAGGGUGAUCUGAAAGGAUAUUUAAGAUCCAGAAAGCCCCAUGCCGAGAGUUUUUUGACGUCCGAUUAUCCUUUGCUUUGGUGUUGUCAGAUAACUUCAGCUCUCAAACAUCUUCAUGACAACAACAUUUCACACCCCGAUUUGGCUAGUCGAAAUUGCCAGCUCACCUCCAAUUUGACGUUGAAACUUGGCGACUAUGGACUUGGUGUUUUCAAAUACCCGAACGACUACUAUCAAAGUUCUCCGGGAGUGUCUGUCAGAUGGUGUGCACCAGAAGCACUCACCUACACCCAAACGACGAUCCAACCCAAGCCAGUUUCACCCGAAAGUAACGUUUGGUCUUUGGGAGUGACGAUGUGGGAAAUUUGCGAGUGCGGAGAACAACCUUAUUCGUCGUUGAGUGAUGAUGAGGUGAUUUCGCAAGUAUUGGGACCUGCUAACCUCAGGCUAUCCAGGCCUAGCUUUUCUGUGCUCUAUACGGAUUACAUGUGA
Molecule: messenger RNA, 1074 nt
Organism: Leptinotarsa decemlineata (Colorado potato beetle)
Lineage: Eukaryota; Metazoa; Arthropoda; Insecta; Coleoptera; Chrysomelidae
Biological process (GO): protein phosphorylation
Molecular function (GO): ATP binding; protein kinase activity
Source: RefSeq, a predicted model, not a curated record